AUGUUCCGGAUGCAGGAUGUCUGUCCAGACGUGCGAUCAAUUGUAAGUAAGCUGGAGGACGAGCCUAUGAUAUACUACUAUGACGCGGAACAAGGCCGAUGUAUAGCGUUCACCUACAACGGCGCUCUCGGCAACUACAACAACUUCAAGUCAUCAGCUGAUUGUGAACUGUUCUGCGCUAAAUUGCAAUGCAAGUACGGUACACCUUUGAAGAUCGGUGCCACCAACCAGCGUUGCAGUACGAAUGCGGACUGCCCCAGCACUCACGAAUGUCAAAGCGAUCACAACGUCUGCUGUCCACGACCUCGUGAGUUUCCCUUGAGAAAUUGA
Messenger RNA from Cooperia oncophora, 330 nucleotides. NCBI's taxonomy places the organism in Eukaryota, Metazoa, Nematoda, Chromadorea, Rhabditida, Trichostrongylidae. The record is from the annotation of a GenBank genome assembly.